Molecule: messenger RNA, 1476 nt
Organism: Glycine soja
Lineage: Eukaryota; Viridiplantae; Streptophyta; Magnoliopsida; Fabales; Fabaceae
Product: ethylene-responsive transcription factor ERN1-like
Exons: 1
Coding region: 386-1357 (323 amino acids)
Biological process (GO): regulation of DNA-templated transcription
Molecular function (GO): DNA binding; DNA-binding transcription factor activity
Source: RefSeq, a predicted model, not a curated record
AUCAAAUUGAUUAUGUUUAGGAGUCUGGAUCUAAAAUAAAAUAACUUGGCUGUGUCAGUAUUCAGUAAUGCAAUGCCAACAAACGAGACAGGUAUAGCGGUCAUUCCGAACAAAGUCAGGAGAAAUUGAAUGUGACUGCUAACUUGUCUUCAUCACACAUAAUAAUUUUAUACAUUUUAAAAGCUAAUCAACAAUAAAAUAAAAAAAAUUCAAGAACUACUCUUGUAAUAUACUAAGCCCACUUGCUACUUAACUUAGCAACUUUUUUAAUCCAUAUAUUAUGAUCUCACAAACUUGCAAGCAACAACAUGAAAAUUGAGGAACCAAACCAAAUCUAUAUGUGUGAGUUGUGAGAGCUAAGGAAGUUUCUCUGCUACACUUUGAGAUGGAAAUUCAAUUCCAGCAUCCAAAGAAGCACUUGAGAGCAAGCACAUCAAAAGGAGGCAAAGGGAGAAACAACAACAACAAAACCAAAAGCAAGUAUGUUGGGGUGAGGCAAAGAGCAUCAGGGAAAUGGGUUGCUGAGAUCAAAGACACAACACAAAAGAUAAGAAUGUGGCUUGGCACAUAUGAGACAGCAGAGGAAGCAGCAAGGGCUUAUGAUGAAGCUGCAUGCCUCCUUCGUGGAUCCAACACUCGCACCAACUUCAUCACACGUGUGUCCCUUGAUUCCCCUCUCGCUUCGCGGAUUCAGAAUCUUGUCAACAACAGAAAAGGUACCAAAACCAAACAAGAACAAUAUGUCGUGGAAACAUGUGACACAAGGAUCAAGAGCAACCGACAUGAGUCGAUCGCUCUACCAGAAGGAGCUAGUCCUCCACAACGUGGUGAACUAAGGUCUGAAUCUUCGUUGGAAGACGUGUCCAAAUUUAGUAUCCAACAACUGUAUAUUGAUCAGGAUUGUCUCCGAAAGAAAAUACGUGUGGGAAAUGAGAAGAAAAGAAGGGUCAAUAGCACCACUUGUAGUACUAGUAAUAGUACUAAUUCAAGCAAUAAUAGUGACUCAUGUGAGAACUCACUUUCUAGUGAGACAACAACACAAAACACACAACAAUUUGAUGAUGAUGCUUAUAGACCUGAUUUGAGCAAUUUCAUGGUGUCCGAGUCAGGUUCUCAUCAGAACAAUCCUUCAUGGGGUUUUGAACCUUCUUUUAGCCAAGUAAUGGAUGUAGCAAACCUGCCUGAUAUAGCUGGCUUGGAGCUUCCAGAUUUUGAAAGGAUAAAAGUUGAAAGGCAAAUAUCAGCUUCACUUUAUGCAAUUAAUGGUGUGCAAGAGUACAUGGACACUCUUCAAGACUCUAACAAUAAUAAUGGAGCUAUCUGGGAUUUCCCACCCUUUUGCUCUUUUUUGUGUUAAACCUGAAGGUCUAAGUAUGAUCCAGCAAAUCUUUCUUCCAAUUUUUCUACAGUAUUUGUUUAUUUUUUUUAGUUUUUCUGUUUAGAAAUAAAAAGAAAUAGAAUUCUGUUUUAACUGCU